Molecule: messenger RNA, 1107 nt
Organism: Mesorhabditis belari
Lineage: Eukaryota; Metazoa; Nematoda; Chromadorea; Rhabditida; Rhabditidae
Source: the annotation of a GenBank genome assembly
AUGGAAAUGAUUUUGAUAUUUCUUUCUCUAAUUAUACAACAAGUUUUCACACAAUACGAUUACACGCAAAAUGGGGAUCCAGCUGAAUUUUCGAAUUACAUGAACUCAGCGAAUGAUCUCUACAAUGAAUUAUUCACAAAAAGAAUCUACCACAAGAAUUUGUCGCCGGUUUAUGGAAAAAUUCCCGCAAAUGGGACAAGGAGUCCAGUGAAAGCGAUGAAUGUGGAUCUAGUUCUGUACUAUUUUCGACUCCUUACAUUGGAUGCCGAAAGUCAAAUUUUGAGUGCAAGUGUCGAAAUUAUAAUGAGUUGGAGAGAUCCUCGUCUUGCUUGGAACAACACGAUUUUUGGUGAGAUCGAUCGAAUUUUUCUCACUUCCGAUAUUAUUUGGACGCCCGACAAUCAAAUCGGAAACUCAAAAUCAAUGACAUCGGUGCAUCCGGAUGGACUUGCUCCACUUACGGUGUACAGCAAUGGAACCGUCGUCUACCCUCUGAUUUGGUAUGCAGAAGUUGGAUGCAACAUCAACGUUAAUCGCUUUCCCUUUGAUCAGCAACAACUUUAUCUUUCGAUUUUGUCUUUUGCAUAUAAGACAGAUCUCAUGACAAUGACUGGGAAGACAAAACUGGACAAAAAUAGACUAAUGGGUAAUGGAGAAUGGAAUAUUGUCGACAUUGAUACGGCGAGUUUUGUGAAUGAUGAUGCAGAUGUUCUCGCCUUUCGCGUUCACAUCAAACGAGUUCCGCACUAUUAUGUCUACGUGAUCGCUCUACCGUGCUUUAUUUUGACAACCCUUUCGAUCAUUGGAAUGUUUUGGACGCCUAACUUCAAAAAAGAGCAGCUAGUGAAGUUGAGCAUCGGUUUGACGAGCCUCGUCUCGAUGACCGUUCUCUUGGAUAUGCUCUCAACAUCGAUCCCCAAAACGAAUGUGUUUCCACUGCUGGGUAUCUACGUGGUGACUUGUGUUGGCAUCACUUCAAUUGCUUCCAUCGCUGUCGUCAUCUCGCUCAACAUUGAGAAUUAUACCAUCGACCACGCAAAAUCGGUCGUAUAUUUGGGGAAAAUUUUCGAUGACACAUUGCCGACAAGUAAAAAGGAUAGAAGGAAA